Messenger RNA from Apodemus sylvaticus (European woodmouse), 297 nucleotides. Its product is annotated as alpha-ketoglutarate dehydrogenase component 4-like. The record is from RefSeq and is a predicted model, not a curated record. Gene Ontology annotation, biological process: 2-oxoglutarate metabolic process. NCBI's taxonomy places the organism in Eukaryota, Metazoa, Chordata, Mammalia, Rodentia, Muridae.
AUGGGCAGCAAGAUGGGUUCUACCAGCAGGGCUAAGCAGAUAGAGAAGCCUCGUGCUCCAUUAAUAAGGUUCCCUAACAGAAGGGGUCACAGUGUCUCAGGAACUUUGGGAUCUGCUGCGCUGCCCUCCCAUGUCUCAGUAAUUUCACAGCAUUCAAAAGGAAGCGUGUUCUCAGACUUGCAACUGCAUCAGGGGCCAUCAGACACUGCAGAAAUAACAAAAACAUUACCUUAGAAAUACAGAAGGAAGCUGUCUCAAGAAAAAAUGGAAUUUAUCCAGCAUGGAGGUCCAGAGUGA